Messenger RNA from Chlamydomonas reinhardtii, 1907 nucleotides. RefSeq lists its product as uncharacterized. The coding region runs from base 127 to 1302 and encodes 391 amino acids. Gene Ontology annotation, molecular function: fructose-bisphosphate aldolase activity. Gene Ontology annotation, biological process: glycolytic process; fructose 1,6-bisphosphate metabolic process. The transcript has 17 exons. The record is from RefSeq and is a predicted model, not a curated record. Gene Ontology annotation, cellular component: cytosol. Lineage: Eukaryota; Viridiplantae; Chlorophyta; Chlorophyceae; Chlamydomonadales; Chlamydomonadaceae.
GGAGAGCGGUGCGACUUUCAUCGCCGACCGAUGGUGUUUGCAAUCCGCGCAGAUAAGGCAGUUCGGCGCGCCAAGGCCUGCACUCUUUGGCGGUACUUCGUUCCAGCCAACUCACAAAGCCUAAAAAUGCAGGCCAAGAUGCAGACUCGCGCCGUCUCCGGCCGCGCUGCCGCCCGGUCGCGUGUGUCCACCACCAAGGUGGUGUGCCGCGCCCUCAACUCCAUGGAGUCGCCCUACGCGGAGGAGCUGAAGAAGACCGCGGCCUACAUCUCGCAAAAGGGCAAGGGCAUUCUGGCCUCUGACGAGUCCAACGCCACCACCGGCAAGCGCCUGGAGUCUGUGGGUGUGGAGAACACCGAGGACAACCGCCGCGCCUGGCGCGAGCUGCUGUACACCGCGCCCGGCCUGGGGCAGUACAUCAGCGGCGCCAUCAUGUUUGAGGAGACGCUGUAUCAGAAGGCGCGCGACGGCCGCCAGUUUGUGGACAUUCUGCUGGCCCAGGGCAUCUACCCCGGCAUCAAGGUGGACACCGGCCUGCAGAUCCUGCCCGGCGACAAGGGCGAGACCACCACCCAGGGCCUGGACGGCCUGGCGGACCGCUGCAAGGCCUACCGGAAGCAGGGCGCUCGCUUCGCCAAGUGGCGCGCUGUGGUCAAGAUCGGCGAGGCCGGCUGCCCCUCCACCACCGCUGUGCUGGAGAACGCGCACGGCCUGGCCCGCUACGCACAGAUCUGCCAGGAGAACGGCCUGGUGCCCAUUGUGGAGCCCGAGGUGACCCUGGGCCCGGGCGACUACUCCAUUGAGGAGACCGCCUUCUGGUCCGAGCGCGUGUACAGCCACACGAUGCGGCUGCUGAACGAGUACGGUGUGGUGCUGGAGGGCAUCCUGCUCAAGCCCAACAUGUGCCUGCCCGGCCUGGACGCGCCCGUGGCCUCGCCCCAGCUGGUGGCGGAGGUGACCACGCGCACCAUGAUGCGCUCCAUCCCGCCCGCAGUGCCCGGCAUCCACUUCCUGUCCGGCGGCAUGAGCGAGGAGGAGUCCACGCUCAACCUGCAGGCCCUGAACGAGGCAUGCCCCAACGCCCCCUGGGCCCUGACCUUCUCCUACGGCCGCGCCCUGCAGUCGUCCACCCUCAAGACCUGGGCCGGCAAGGAGUCCAACUGGGCCGCUGCUCAGGACAUCCUGCUCAAGCUGGCCAAGGCCAACUCGGAGGCCUCCACCGGCUCCUUCAAGGGGCCGCACCCCGUGCCCGGCGGCGGCCGCAUCCUGCAGGCCCUGCGCACCGGCGGCGCCGGCAAGUAAGCGCCUCGGCAGCGCCGUGGCCCGUGCAACUGUGUGGAGAGGCGGUUGGCGACUUGACACGUGGCAUGGCCUGGACACGCCUGUGAUGGGCAGUGCCCACCCAGAAUUUUGGGAGAGAGCGUUGAGUUAGGCCAAGAGGCGCAGGGUUUGCAGGCUGCCAGUUGUCAAGCUGGUAUUCGGGGCCGCGCCCAGUUUUGGAAGCGCAGGGAUUUUGCGAGCGGUCAUGUGAGCAGUUUUGGAUGCGGUGCUUUGUGCUGGUGUUGUGGGUGUCCGGAGUGGUGAGCGGGUGCGGCAUUUUGGCUUGCCAGCCGCGGGCGGCGUGCAUAUGCCCAGUGAUCCUGGUCAUGUGGUGAAGAGGAAAUGCCCGAUGUAAAAAUGAAUUUGUGAAAACAAGAACAUGCAAUGCAGACCGGAGUCUGCCCAACCAGGGGCGCCUCUGCGCCCAACUUAUCUGACCCCUCCCGCGGUCCCGCCGAAGCUCGGUGAUGUCAAUGGUGAUGCGCCUGCCUGGGUCCCCACAGAUACCGCGGCCCUUCGUCUGCGAAGAUUUAGCCAUGCGUCCCGGCAACAUGGUGGCGGUGGCAUGCCUGUAAACGCGUAGCCUA